This is a messenger RNA of Olea europaea var. sylvestris, 773 nucleotides long. Its product is annotated as ubiquitin-40S ribosomal protein S27a-like. Gene Ontology annotation, cellular component: ribosome; nucleus; cytoplasm. Gene Ontology annotation, molecular function: ubiquitin protein ligase binding; protein tag activity; structural constituent of ribosome. The transcript has a single exon. Gene Ontology annotation, biological process: modification-dependent protein catabolic process; translation; protein ubiquitination. The record is from RefSeq and is a predicted model, not a curated record. Bases 78 to 548 code for a protein of 156 amino acids. NCBI's taxonomy places the organism in Eukaryota, Viridiplantae, Streptophyta, Magnoliopsida, Lamiales, Oleaceae.
UGGCAUUAAACAGCACAGAAUUACUGGCAACCGUGUCUAUCCCAAACCCUAGCCGUGAAUUCGCCUCCGCUUCGAAGAUGCAGAUCUUCGUGAAAACCCUAACGGGGAAAACCAUUACCCUGGAGGUGGAGUCGUCUGAUACCAUCGACAAUGUCAAAGCCAAGAUCCAGGAUAAGGAGGGUAUCCCGCCGGACCAGCAGCGCCUCAUCUUCGCCGGAAAGCAGCUAGAAGAUGGACGCACCCUUGCCGACUACAACAUCCAGAAGGAGUCCACCCUUCAUCUCGUACUCCGUCUCCGCGGAGGCGCUAAGAAGCGCAAGAAGAAGACGUACACCAAGCCAAAGAAGAUCAAGCACAAGCACAAGAAGGUCAAGCUCGCCGUCCUCCAGUUCUACAAGGUUGAUGACUCUGGCAAGGUCCAGAGGCUGCGCAAGGAGUGUCCCAACGCUGAGUGCGGUGCUGGAACUUUUAUGGCCAAUCAUUUUGACAGGCACUAUUGUGGUAAGUGUGGGCUUACCUAUGUCUACAAUAAGGCCGGUAAUGAUUGAGAAACUGAGUUAUCUCCGUGGGAAUUCUUGUUUUCUGCUGUUUUGAUUGUCCCAAUCGCUCUUUGCCGAUUAUGAUUUGAAUCUUUACUAUGAAUUUUUGGUUUAGGCAAUAUGUCUAAGACAUUAAAUGUGUUUUAGUUUAGUUUACAGUUAAUGGAUAAUUGCUAUUACUUUUAACAGUAUCUUUCAUGUGAUGAAAUUUUGAAUUCUGUUUGUUGGAUUAAA